This is a messenger RNA of Carya illinoinensis, 2058 nucleotides long. RefSeq names its product cleft lip and palate transmembrane protein 1 homolog. Bases 135 to 1901 code for a protein of 588 amino acids. Lineage: Eukaryota; Viridiplantae; Streptophyta; Magnoliopsida; Fagales; Juglandaceae. The record is from RefSeq and is a predicted model, not a curated record. Gene Ontology annotation, cellular component: endomembrane system; membrane. The transcript has 12 exons.
CAAAACACCAUCGUAAGCCAACUCAUUACAAAUAUCUUUUCCUAUUCGAUUUCAUCAGUCUCUCUCAGGUUUGUGCGAAAAGAGUUGAAGGGAAAGUUGGGAGCGUUGCAGGGUAGAGAAUCAGAGAGAAAGAGAUGGCGCCGCCCCCGGGGACGGAGGGGCAAGUUCAAGGGCAGCAAGGUAGACAGCAACAGCAACAACAGGGUGGGUUCUCUCAGAUGAUUACGGGUGUCAUAAGGAUGGCUGUCUUUUGGUACUUCGCUUCCAAAUUCUUCUCUCCCAAAACCCCAUCCGACCCUUCCCAACUCAUCUCCAAUCUCUUUCACAAGGGCGAACCCCUGGAUAUGUGGUUAUAUGUCUCUGAACAUGAGAAGUUCAGUGACUUCGGCAACGAACAGGCACUUAUUUGGCAUGAAAGAAAUAUUCCGUAUGCAGUUUGGGGACCGGAGAGUACCAGGUCUCUUUCUUUGAAGUAUUAUCCAUCUGAGGCUUUGAAGCACAAUGGGAGUCUAUAUGCUCACGUUUUCUUUGCACGCUCUGGUUACCCACCAGAUCCAAAUGAUCCGGAGUACCAACCUCUGGCUGCUUUCGGAAGGACACACUCUGUUGUAACAUACUUGCCCAAGUCAAAAGCAGAUAAAAGGAAGAGCUUAUUGGGAAACUCCAAAGGUUCUGAUGAGGUUGAAACAGUGAUUGAGGUGGUUGAUGGUACUGAAGGUGAUUCUAUAGAUGAUAAACCUGUGGAGUGGGUUUCAUAUUGGAAGCCAAACAUUACAAUCAAUUUAGUCGAUGAUUUUACAAGAUACCCCCAUAAUGCUGCACCUCCAAAUGUUGCGCCUUAUUUGAAUGUUGAGCCUAGUACAGGGAACUACUAUCCUACCAUAUUCUUCAAUGAGUUUUGGUUACUCAAAGAUAAGUUGAUACCAUUGAAUGAAACAGUGACAGAAUUGCCACUAAACCUGGAGGUGGGUUCCAUAAGCAUGACCAAGUGGCAAAUAUUCCUGCAGAUUGACCAAUCUUUCCAGAUUCACCGUAGUUACGGAAGCAUGCUUGAAGGCGAGGCUGAUGAGUUGAAGAGGGUGUUCUUGGAAGGAAAUCCAUACCUCCUGGCAAUCACAAUGGUUGUUUCCUUGCUUCAUUCAGUGUUUGACUUCUUGGCAUUUAAGAAUGACAUCCAAUUUUGGAACAAAAAUAAGUCUAUGGAAGGACUAUCUGCAAAGUCUGUUGUAGUGAGCUUUCUGUGUCAGCUCAUUGUUUUCCUCUAUCUACUUGAUAAUGAUACCUCAUGGAUGAUUCUGGCAAGUUCUGGAAUUGGUUGCUGCAUUGAGUUUUGGAAAAUCGGAAAGGCCAUGCACAUAGAGAUUGAUAGAAGUGGGAGAAUACCCAUGCUAAGGUUCCGGGAUCGCGAGUCCUAUGCAGGGAAUAAGACAAAGGAAUAUGAUGAUAUGGCAAUGAAGUAUUUGUCCUAUGUACUGUUCCUCCUUGUUGCAUGCUCAUCUGUAUACUCGCUCAUGUAUGAGCGCCACAAGAGCUGGUAUUCUUGGAUUCUAUCAUCACUGACAAGCUGUGUAUACAUGUUUGGUUUCAUAAUGAUGUGCCCUCAAUUGUUCAUAAAUUACAAGCUGAAGUCUGUGGCUCAUCUACCCUGGAGGCAGAUGACAUACAAAUUCCUCAACACCAUCAUUGAUGAUCUCUUUGCCUUUGUCAUAAAAAUGCCAACACUGCAUCGGCUGUCUGUCUUUCGUGAUGAUGUUAUAUUUCUGAUCUAUGUGUACCAGAGGUGGAUAUAUCCAGUGGACAAGAAACGCGUCAAUGAAUUCGGUUUUGGUGGCGAGGAUGAUCAGGUCACUGAUGGUGCAGAGGUGGCUGCCACAAAUGAAGAAGAGAAGAAAACCAACUGAAACGGUUUUCAAACUUUCAAUUGAAACCAUAUUACGGCGCAUAAUUGUAAUAUUUAGUUAGGAUAAUAGAUUAUCUUUUUGUUUGUUUGAUUUGUUUGACCGUUUUCAUCAGAAUGCUGUUUCAGAUUUAAAAAAAAAAAAAGGUCUCUUCCGGAUA